AUGCUUCUCGAAACUUUGAUUGCAGUCACCGCCUUGGGUACUUUCGUCAAGGCAGCCCGGCCCGAAAAUGUCACGAUUUGUGACUGGUACACCCCGCUGAUCAUCGGAGAACCGAACUCGCCAGAUAGCCAACAAAAGCUUAUGCAGCGAAUAACUCACACGUUCAUUCUUGGGAACUAUACCACCCCAAACGUGGGCAUCAAGGUCGCUGGCGUUGCGGCUCCAGGGAACUUCUCUGGCCACGAAGUCAACAUUCUGAACUAUUUCACCGGUGCUUAUUACUCUAGCAAUGGUUACAACAACACAUCCACUGGCAUUGCCAAAAACUUCUUGGACGACGGUGGCGCCACAGCUUUACUGGCUGAUAAGCCAGCUAAUACGAAGACAUCCAAUCAAUAUGCUCUCUUAACUCACGUUUAUCAGUACUUCGGUGAGUUUUACGGCUGCAGCGAGCAAGGCACCGGAGACUUCCCCAAGUACAAAGGCGUCGCGAGUAUGUAUGAGGUCCACAAAUUCAUGAAAUCUGACCCAUACGAGAGCGGAUACUUCAACGAACAAAUCGUGCUAGCUGCUAAGUCGCUUGGUUUCGAACAAGCAGAUUGUGACUUCACCCUGAAGGCUCUGGAAGCCACUUUCGGCAACCGCUGCUCACCAGCUGCACCUGUUAUACCAGCCUCUGCUGGUCCUCAACUUCAAGCUAUCUGUGUCUCGGAGAACUGCCCACUCGACCCUAACGCUACUUGCUCCGCCUAUCCAGACGAAGGGUUCGUCCCCUUCCCCGAGAUCGCCAACGCCACUCUGGCGGGUGCCGUGGUCAAGGAGAACGAUACCUCAGCUGCUACAACCGCCUCUCCGUCAGGUACAGGUUCUCCUGCCGCUUCUGGUAGUGCAUCAGGUUCUUCCACCGCCUCUGGUUCUGCUGCAACCUCUACAGGCGGUGCCUCUACUCUUGAAGUGAGCAGUGCUUUGAAGGUCAUUGGUACUCUCAUCACUGUUGUUGGUGCUGGUUUGUUUAUUGCACCGUUGUAG
Exophiala bonariae is the source of this 1029-nucleotide messenger RNA. RefSeq lists its product as uncharacterized. The record is from RefSeq and is a predicted model, not a curated record. The coding region runs from base 1 to 1029 and encodes 342 amino acids. The transcript has 4 exons. NCBI's taxonomy places the organism in Eukaryota, Fungi, Ascomycota, Eurotiomycetes, Chaetothyriales, Herpotrichiellaceae.